This is a messenger RNA of Didymodactylos carnosus, 387 nucleotides long. NCBI's taxonomy places the organism in Eukaryota, Metazoa, Rotifera, Eurotatoria, Philodinida, Philodinidae. The record is from the annotation of a GenBank genome assembly.
AUGCCCACUGUGCGAAUUACUAAUGGCAACACAUCAGUGCGUACUACCGCAGACAAUGGUGGACAAGGUGUUUUAGAAAUGGGAUUUUUCAUUUAUGAUUUUUUGAAUGUUCCAUAUCUGAAAGAUGCUGUAGGAAUGGUCUCAAUGCUUCACGACAAUGAGCAAAUACCACAAAUUGAAAUCGACGGGAUUGGUUUUGCUCCUAAUCGUAAACAUACGUCACAAUUCUCAAAGGAAACAACAUCAUUUCUCAGUGCACCAUACACCAAUUGUACGGAGAUCAUUCUAGCUGAUAUGAAAACAAUGCUUGGAGCCUAUUACAGUGGUACACAAUACCAAUACUCCAGACAAGUCUGUCUGAAUCUAUGCGAACAGACUUACAUAUAA